GAUCGUAUUAUUCAGUUCUGGUGUUGUCAAAAGUUAGCUAUACUUUUUUGUUAAUUGGUGUUAAGCUUGAAAAUUCAACAGUAAAAGUGCGUUAGAAUAAAUUAAUUAAUGAAAUGAAUGUCUGAACCUACAGUAGGAUGGAAUGAAAGGGUGUCACAAUGGAGAAGUUGUCUAAAAAUCAUUAUUUUCGCGCUUAUAAUAACGGAGAAACCGGCAGCCAUGUUGUGGUUUCAUUCUUGACAAGCAUCAUGGGUUAGUGCAGUGUAGUUGUCGUUUCCUUUCUGAAGAAAAUCGGGUUUUCUUGAAGUUCGAAUAUAUACACCUGAGGUUAAUCAGUGCGGAUUUAUCCAAUAAGUGUUGUAAAACGAUUAUUGGCCUCGUUGACGAUGAUACUGCGCAUUAUUGGCGUCGCGAUUCGUACUAGCGCAGGGAGUCAACUGCCUGGCUAGUGGCUAACGACUACUAGGUUCAGGUUCGAGCAUCCCUAGUUGCGGGAGGUGAAGAAAACCUACGUCGGGACCUUGUGUUAGCGCCCUGGAGUUCGCUCCCGCUCCCGGUAUGGCUUAAAGUGGAAAGUGACAUAUGAAGUGAUUUUAAUUUGGUCUAUCGUGCUAAGUAUGGCCCAGGUUCUGGAAAAAGACCCAGCCACGUAUUCUAAGGAGCGUGAUGGAUUCAUCAGAGACCUCCAACACUUUCACGAUACCAGGGGUACCCCAUUCAAGAAGCUCCCAACCAUCAGUGGAAGGGAAGUCGACCUUUAUCUACUUUACACCCUAGUAACAGCGCAAGGAGGCUGGUUAAAGGUCAAUUCGAAGAAUGCGUGGCCAGAUCUACUUCAGCACUUCAACCUACCGUCGAAGUGUGUCAAUGGAAGCAUCGCCCUGAAACAAAUUUAUUUGAGGUAUUUGGAUCGAUGGGAAAAGGUACACUUUUUAGGAGAAGAGGGCGACCGAGGGAGCGACGACGACGAGGAGGGCCGCCACAAGAGAUGCUCCGCCCGAGCUUUGCACAUGGUGCCGCUGACCUACAAUUACAAUCAACACGUAGUAAACGAGGCCAACCGAGAGUUCAACCACCUAUCCACAAAUCUUUUCAAGCCGACCGACUACGAUCGUCUUGCUCUCUCUCUUAUUUCUCCUCUCCCGAACGAGCAAGACUUUGCCAUCAAUGUUUGUACCUUAUUAUCCAACGAUGGCAAGCAUACAUUGAAAGUAGAGAAGAAUCCCAGGUUGUUGGAUUACUUAUUGGCUCACGCCGGAGUCUUCAACCAUGUGUCGACAAGAAAACUAUUCCUCUACAAUUACAACGUUGUCAGAAAACACCCGAUACACAACUUCUGGGACGAGGUGCUCGACUCCAAGGACAUCUUGGAACUCAUACAAUCGCCGGACGCUGUCGAAAAGAAGGACGCGUCGAAGAAGCAAGACGACGCCCCUUGCACCGCCGCGACGCGCGUACCAGAAAACUGUCGGAUAGAGACUCCUAUGGAAGUCGAUGUAAAUAGAAACGAAAAUGUGAUCACCGUUGACGGUAGUGACGAUGGGGAACUGUUCAAUUUGGACGAUAAAUCGGACCGUAGGAAAUCCAGUGGAAAGAUCAGGAUAGAACCCUCGGAUAGGGAUCUGUUCUGUCUGGAAAGGACGCUCGGCACCCAGGACUACGUAGGUCAGAGGGUGUUGCAGAUCGCGACGAUACUCCGAAACUUGAGUUUCAUCGAAGAUAACGUGCCUAUACUGGCGAAGAACAGGACUUUCGUGCGGUUCAUCCUGUUGUGUUGUUGUUCGAAGUGGAACUAUUUGAAGAAUCUCGGCCUGGACAUGCUCGGUAAUAUUGCGGGCGAAUUCGUGGUCAGGGAACUGAAUCAAGACAAAUUAGCGACUGCCUUGUUGACCAUCAUAACCAGAGGUCUAGAUUCGCAAGAUCGGCUGUGGUGUCUCUCGUCCCUCGAGAUGUUGAACAAACUGAGCCAGAACGAGAAGAACGAAGACGUCAUGUUGAGGUGUUUGGAAACGGCUGUGUACGAAAAAGUUUGCUCCUUCCUCACCAUCCACGACGUGAUGUUGCUCAUUUACACCCUCGAAUGUCUGUAUUCUUUAUCCUCGUUAGGGGAGAGGUCUUGUAACCUGAUCGUGAUGAACCACGGGGUCGUCGACACACUGGUCUCUUUGGUCACGGUCGAAGGGAAAAGCUACGGUCCUAAGGCAUGUAUCGGCAUGAAGUUGGUCGAAACUGUCUCAGGAGUGGUACCUAUGUCGGCGACCUCGGUCAGUACCUCGAAUUCCGCGGCAACUACCAGCGUCGUUCAGACGCCGACGCCGAUUUCGACGCCAGUUUCUACCACCACGAUGCUGACGCCGAAACCUAUAACGACUUUGAACGCGAUGCAAAAGGUGAUCUCUAGUUCGCCGGCGACGAAAAGCAUGCCCGUGCCUAUGCCUCCUAAGAAUAUGCAGCAGAGUACUCCUGUUAGAACUAUACAGAUGGCGCCACAGAGAUUGGUCACUGCUUCUCCUAGUCCUCCAACGGCCACUGCAGUGCCUGUAUCGAUACCAAAUAGCACGUCAUCAGUCAACCAAAAUUCGCAGCCGCUCACUCCCCAACAAUUAAUUCAACAGCAACAUGCCCACCAACAGGCAAUUCACGAAAAUGAACAGUUUGCGUUGGCGUGGCUGAGGGCCACUUACGAGCCCUGCAACAACAGUAAAAUAAAUAGUCAGGAACUUUACAAGCAUUAUAUCAAUUCGUGUACAAAUAUCGGCAGACAGGGUGUUAUAUCUCCUCUACAUUUCCCCAGAUGUGUUAGGUCCGUUUUUGGAGGUACGGUCGGUCCUAAUCCCAUGAAGCCGAGCAAUCCCAAGGAUCCCCAAUUUUACGACGGUAUUAAGGUGCGAGAUCACCCACUAAUAAUCAAUGUUCCACCAUCUUCCCCGGUUCCCUCUCCUCAGCCAACCCCGACUCCAAAGUCUUCACGACGGAAACCCAAACCGAAAGAAACCUCGAAAACCCCACCCGCAGUUAGUAAACCCCCAUGUAGUACCACCCCCUCCAUCACCGUAACUCAGUCUCCGGUGAAUAGCUCGCAGGGUGUCGCAACAGCUCUAGCUUCCAAAGAUAAAAGUAUAUCGCCCCCCGUUCCCCAGCCUCCUCAGCUCUCUCCAGCCCUUCAGGUGGAGGCUCCCGAGGGCGGGGCCUCUCCCGCCUCCCCAAUCCUCAAGGCCCAGUUGAGUGCUCCCCCAAAACAAAGAGAGACGUCGGCUACAUCCCUCAGUUCGGUCCUUAAUAAAACCGAUCCGAAAAAUCAGGCCUUAGCACAUCCUCAUUUGAGCCAGGCUCUCUUGGGCAACACCAGCACCAGUACGACCACAUUCACAACGACAACGUUGAUAACAAAUAAAGAUGGCAGCCAACAACAGAUCAUAUCGAAUCAGCAAGGAGCUAACACAUCACUUAUUAAGAGUUUGUUGGCUAAUAAGGUAAACGAAUGCAUGACAGCAGUGAGCAUGAGGACUGCAGAGUGCCAAAAAGUAGUUCAGGUCGCGGAGAGGCAACAGAGGCUCCUGGCUCAACAGGGUCAGACGUUUGUAAAUAAAACGCCCGUGAAGGCGGAGCAACAACAGCCCAACGUGAAGUUGAACGGCGCCAGGCAGCUGUUCGGCGACGAGGAGGUCGGCGAUCCGUCAGUUUCGUCGACUACCCCGUUCGCGAACACCACCAAAGGUAAAAAGGAACCGCCGCAGCCGCCCCCUCCGCCACUAGCGCCGCUUACGGCCACCGCGCAGCUAAGGAUGGUCAGGCCUCCGGUCAAGGUCGACAACGAGGACAGCGAUUCUAUCGGCAACAACUCGUUGGCCUCGAGUAUCGUCGGAGUGGGAGGCAUCUCGUCCACGGAGGACGGCGAUAAUUCGUUGACCAGCUUUGAAGGCCUGUUGAACGGAGUUCCUAACAUCGAUAACCCCCUGAACGAAGAUAGCAACUCCAAAGACUCCACCGUCGAAAUAACGAGAGGCAAGCCGUUGAGGUUGGCCGAUUUACUAGAGAAAAAAAUCGAGAAGACUCCGCCGGUCAUCAUCAACGGAUCCUUGGGAAAAGAUCUGAAAAUAACUGCCAAGGGCUUGGAAUUGGUGGAAAACCACAUAGAAAAGGCGUUGCUCAGAGAUAAGAACACCAUAAUAACGAAAACCGAUCCGGAUGUCAAACAUGAAAUUCAGUCCGGAACGAAAAGACCCGCCACCGAUGACAUUUCCAAGGUAGAAGCUAAAAAGCCGUGUAUUGAAAAUGUGAACGGAAACGCGCCGUCUCCCAAUCCGGAUUCUAUGGAUGCAAAACAAGAGGAAGCGGACGAAGAUGAGCAGAGAGGCAGCGCAAGGGUAUCGGAUGCAGCGGCCAAGCUGUUCGCUGAUAUUGCAGCGGAUAUUUUGGAAGACGAGGACGAGGAGCAACUGAUGCAAGAAGCGCAACAACCAGCACCGGCACCUAUUCCAGUUGACAACUCCAUAGGUUCCAAUCCGUCUGUUGGGCAGCUGGUUAUGGAUAAUGGAACGGGUCAGAUGCUCAUCACGACCCAACCUAGACAGAUAAUCGUGUCCCAGCAAAACGCAUCCAUGAAACAGGCGGCCGUGGCGCAGCCCCAACAGACGGUCAUCGUACAAAAUUCCUCCCAGCAGAGGACGCCGAUGAUGCUGCAGCAGACCAACUCGGGACAGAUUCUGCUGUCGCAAGGGCUACAGGGUCAAGUACAGUUCGUAACCAGCGGUCAGCCGGGUCAGCAGUACGUCCUCCAGACUGGUGGUACGCCCGGCACGUAUAUGGUGGCGCAACCGCAGACGGCCAUGGUACACGGGCAGCCGCAGACGGUGCUAGUCGCGCAAACGACACAGCAGCACGCGACUGGUGCCAAAACGAUCAUUAUAUUGCAGCAGCAACCGGCCUCCGCUAACGCCUCUCAUCACCAAAAGGUCAUGGUGACACCUCAGGGUCAGCAGGUUGUGGUGACGCAAGUUCCAAGGCCAGUCAUCCACACCUCUGUGAGCAACAUCGUCCAAACUUCCACGGUUAUAAAAUCGAAUCCGGCAUCGAUAAUCACAACGUCGACCACUUCAUCGCCGGCGAAUUCCAAUGUGGUAGCGUCCCAAACCACCGCCCAAGUCAAACAAGAAGAUCUGAAAUCCAAAAUCGUCAAGGGAAGGACUGCCAAAGAUACGACGCAACUGUUCAUUUGCGAAUGGAUAGACUGCUCGGUGACAACAAAAUUCAAGUCGGCCAACGAGGUAUAUCUUCAUGCCUGUGAGGCCCACUGUCCCCAGAAUAACGUCGAAGAAGUUGUCUGCCAGUGGGAUCGCUGUGAUAAUUUAAGAAGGAAGAAAUUUUCAUUGAUGACGCAUCUGCAUGAUAAACAUUGUAACUUAGAGGCUAUGAAACAAUCCCUAUUGAAGAGAAAAACGCAACCGACUGUUGGUAAACCUGAACCAGCAGCUCCUCCAGUAAGCACCUCCCCCCACCCUGGUUACGCUCCUGAUGCGGCUCUGCAUGCCAUCAAGAGGCAUGCGCUGGAGUUCGUCAACCCGAAGGAACUUCAACAAAAACAGACCAAACAGAACACGCUCAGCAGCGUUACUGUUAUUGCAGCACCUAAGGUUGUUCCACCUUCAACUGAUCAGGAUGACAAUGAGGGGCCAGUGACGAAAAGUAUUAGAUUAACUGCAUCACUAAUUCUAAGAAAUCUUGUUAUCUAUAGCGGGAACUGUAGAAGGUACUUAAAGCAUUACGAGUCUCAUUUAGCGAAUGUAGCUCUUAGUAAUGUCGAAUCAUCUAGAACCAUAGCCCAAAUUUUGUACGAUAUGAAUGAAGGAUCAAACCAUAGGUGACCUAAUCAUCGAAAACAUAAAUGAACAAUUGUGUUAAAAAGUACGGAUCUCCAGUGAUAGUGUUUGGGAAUUGAACAGAAACUGAAAAACUGUUCUGGGAUGCCGAGUGAUUGUGGUAAAGAUAAAACAUUUAUAAAUAAGCAGUCUGUAUAAAUUAUUAAGUGUACAAAUAUAAUUUUUAAUAGUAGGUAACUAAAACAAAAGCCUAAUUGUUAUUUUUAUAUUAAUUUUCUAGUGUAUUGAAGCUUUUUCAAGAUAAGCAUACUACUUAGUUAAAGAACGAA
Messenger RNA from Coccinella septempunctata (seven-spotted ladybird), 6148 nucleotides. It is a transcript of the gene Bap170, whose product is annotated as AT-rich interactive domain-containing protein 2. Gene Ontology annotation, cellular component: SWI/SNF superfamily-type complex. The transcript is spliced from 19 exons. The record is from RefSeq and is a predicted model, not a curated record. The coding region runs from base 618 to 5864 and encodes 1748 amino acids. Gene Ontology annotation, biological process: regulation of DNA-templated transcription. Lineage: Eukaryota; Metazoa; Arthropoda; Insecta; Coleoptera; Coccinellidae. Gene Ontology annotation, molecular function: DNA binding.